Pipra filicauda (Wire-tailed manakin) is the source of this 1709-nucleotide messenger RNA. It is a transcript of the gene CENPO, whose product is annotated as centromere protein O. The coding region runs from base 176 to 1075 and encodes 299 amino acids. The transcript has 6 exons. NCBI's taxonomy places the organism in Eukaryota, Metazoa, Chordata, Aves, Passeriformes, Pipridae. Gene Ontology annotation, cellular component: Mis6-Sim4 complex; kinetochore. The record is from RefSeq and is a predicted model, not a curated record.
CCUGCCCAUUCCCACGUUCCCGGAGCGUUUUCCUCGAAAAUAACCGGGAUGCUCCGUCUCUUUCCAGCCCCGGAUCCGUGGGAAUUCUCCCCGUGUGUGGGGUCGCUCCAGGGGCUUCCCCGGCUCCCACUGGAGAGGAAUUUUUCCUUAAGGAAUAACGGCCUCUUCCCGAGGGAUGGAGCCUGGGAAGGGAGGGCCGGCAGGGAAUCCAGGGAAGCCGGAAGCGGGAAAACGGGAUCCCCCCCACGGAGUGCUGGCCCAGCUGGAAGUGCUGGAAGCUCGGGAUCGCCGGGAAGCCGUGGAGCAGGAGGAGAGGGAGCAGCGGGAAGAGAGGGCGGCCCUGCUGGAAUCCCGGGCGCGGGAAUUGCGGCUCCGGAGGGACGAGCUGCGGGAAAAGCUGGAGCGGCUGGAAAAGGGGGGGCUCGGGAAAGCGGGAAUGCCGCCGGAUCCGGCUCAUCCCAACCCUCGGGCCGUCCUGGAGUGGAGGAUCCGGAGCCUCAAGGCCCUGCUCCAGGUUUUCCACCUCACAGGGAUCUCUGGGAAGCUCUCCAAGCGGGGGCUGUGCCUGACCCUCAGCACCUCCUACGAGGGAUCCCACCUGGAUUCCUUCCACCUGGAGCUGCUGCUCCGGCCGGAAGUUCGGAUCCAGCGUCAUUCCAUCCCCGCCUUCAUCCCUCUGGAGCAGCUUUCCCGGCGCUUCCUGGCCACGGAUCUCCGGCGCUUCCUGGCCCUGCUCUCCCAGCACCUGGAGGGAUAUUCCAGCAGGAGAUUCCAGGCUGACCAACUGCAGGAGCGCUUUUCCGACUGGAUCCAAGGAACUCCGCAGCGGAAUUCCCUCUGCAACCUCCUGAAGUUCAGCUACAGCCUGUCCAGGAACAGCCGGACAUUCCCGCUCCGGGCGCGGCUCCUCUACCAGGAUCCCCUUCGGAGCCUCCCCACGGAAGUCACCGUGUCCUGCUCCCCGGACGCUCCGGCGGCGCUGGCGGCGACGGCGUCGGAGCACUCGGAGCUCUUCCGGCGCGCGGCGCUCCACAGGGCAUUCCAGACCUUCGCCGGCACCCACGGGAAUCCCUGAGCCCUCCCUCCCCUCCGGGAGCCCUCGGGAAUUCUCCCCGGCUCCGCGUUCCCCGCGGAUCGGCGGCUUCGGAUCCCGGAGCCUCUUCCCUCGUCGGCGCCGCGGAAUUCCCGCUUCCGGCCAUAAAAAAAAAAAAACCCCUCGGGUUUGGAGCGGGAGAUGGGGGUUAAAACUCCCGGGAUUUCUGUGGGUUGGGAUGGGAACAACAACCCCGUGGAUCAGCAUUCCCGGAAAAAGGUGGAUCGGCUUCCCUGCACUUAUCCGGCAUUCCCGAAAAAAAAGAAGGGAGCGCACGGAGUCAUCCCCGCCCGCCACGUCCGGGGAAAAGGCCGGAAUUCACGGAGUUCAGGGCCCCCGGGUGGGAUCUGCGACCCCUCCCUCCCCACAUUCCCGGAGCUUCCCAGAAAAUUCCGCCCCGUCCCCGGCUUUCCACGUUUCCCUCUUCCCUCGUUCUGCUCCAGGCCUGGAUCAGGUCCUUCACCCCUUCCCGGUUUUCCGCGGCGCCUCCGUAAGUUGUCCGUUGAAGUUUCCCGUUCCCGAAAUUUUGGCAUCCGAGGGGAAAAAAAUCCCCCUUUUUUUUCCUCCCUCAAGAAAUCCCGGUUUUCCUUAAACCCCCGAUGUGGAAUAAAACGGG